Penicillium canariense is the source of this 7308-nucleotide messenger RNA. RefSeq names its product non-reducing polyketide synthase pyr2 (gene pyr2). Gene Ontology annotation, biological process: fatty acid biosynthetic process; secondary metabolite biosynthetic process. The transcript is spliced from 3 exons. The record is from RefSeq and is a predicted model, not a curated record. Lineage: Eukaryota; Fungi; Ascomycota; Eurotiomycetes; Eurotiales; Aspergillaceae. Gene Ontology annotation, molecular function: fatty acid synthase activity; phosphopantetheine binding; 3-oxoacyl-[acyl-carrier-protein] synthase activity. The coding region runs from base 1 to 7308 and encodes 2435 amino acids.
AUGUCUCCCAUUGAACCCAUAGCCAUAGUUGGCACGGCUUGUCGCUUCCCUGGCUCGGCAUCAUCGCCAUCUCGACUUUGGGAGCUUCUUCGGGAACCGCAAAAUGUUGCAUCCAAAGUACCGGCCGACCGGUUUAACUCAGAUGCAUUCUAUCAAGCUGGGGAGACCCGACAGGGAAUGACCAAUGCGCCAGAAUCAUAUUUUCUCAAGGAGGAUAUCCGGGCAUUCGACGCUGCAUUUUUCAACACCUCACCCAUGGAGGCGGCGUCAAUGGACCCCCAGCUCCGUUUGCUCCUGGAGGUAGUGUACGAGUCCCUUGAAAGGACUGGAUUGCCCUUGCACCAACUUCAGGGCUCAUCCACAGGCGUAUAUUGUGGGUCCAUGAACAACGACUAUGCCGAGCUCCUUAAUUCCGACACAGAGGCUUUUCCUCCAUUUGGGCUGACUGGCACCUCACGGUCAAUGCUGGCAACCCGUGUCUCCUACUUCUUUGACUGGCAAGGACCUUCAAUAGUUAUCGAUACGGCAUGUUCCUCAAGCUUGACCGCUGUGCAUCUGGCCGUGGAAGCAUUGAGAAACGAAGAAUGCCCGGUGGCCGUCGCUACUGGCAGCUGUCUUAUCUUGUCACCAGACACAUAUGUUCGCGCAUCUCAGCUGCAUAUGUUGUCGAGCACAGGUCGCAGCCAAGCAUGGGACGAGGCGGCUGAUGGUUACGCUCGCGGAGAGGGUGUCGCUUCCAUAAUUUUGAAACGCCUCAGCGAUGCUCAGCAUGAUGGCGAUGAAAUUCAUGGUGUGAUUCGGGCCACGGGGACUAAUUGCGAUGGUCACAGCCAAACUAUAACAAUGCCCAACCCGGAGGCCCAGACCAAGUUGAUUCGAGCUACGUACGCACGCGGUGGCCUAAACCCGCUGCUCCAGGAAGACCGUUGCCAGUAUUUCGAAGCCCAUGGGACGGGGACUGUGGCAGGAGAUCGAAAUGAAGCGGCAGGAAUCCACAAUGCCUUUUUCAAAGAAGACGCGUUGUCACACGGCACCAUCUAUGUCGGCUCUGUCAAAACCGUGAUCGGACAUAGCGAGUCCACUGCUGGUCUUUCGGGCCUCCUGAAGGCUUUGUUAGCCGUUCAACAUGGAUUGAUUCCUCCAAACCUGCUAUUUAACAAGAUCAGCCACCAAGUUGCUCCCUAUGCCUCUCACCUCCGGGUACCGACUGAGCUGAUUCCCUGGCCCAAUCUUCCGCCUGAGACUCCACGACGUGCAUCAAUCAGUUCGUUUGGAUUCGGGGGUGCUAACACCCACGUUAUUCUGGAGAGCUAUAGCGCAUCGGAUAGUCUACCUACAGCUAGCGAGACCCCACUGGCAGGGAUCCUACCAUUUGUGUUCUCCGCCGCGUCGCAAAAAUCGCUCAAGGCGGUACUGCGGCAAUAUAUUGAUGUGCUGGAUGCACAUCCGACCAUCGACUUGCUGGAUUUGUCCUCAUCCCUUCUCACGCGAAGAUCAAUAUUGAGUAAUCGAGUCGUCCUCACGGCAGACUCUGUGCACUCUCUGAAGGAGGGGCUGGAAGAAGAGCUAGACGAAAUUGCUGCAGUUAAUGCACCGUCUAUUAUCACGACUCGCUUGAAUCAGAAGCCGAAGAGGAUUCUAGGCAUAUUUACAGGUCAGGGAGCGCAGUGGGCCCAGAUGGGCCUUGACCUCAUCUCCCAAUGCCCCCAAGCAAAAGCUUGGCUCCAGGAGCUGCAGGAAUCUCUGGACACUCUUCCGGGUUCACAUCGGCCCACUUUUACUCUCAUGGACGAGCUAGCUGCUCCCGAAUCUACCUCCCGGAUCGGAUCAGCUGAGGUUUCUCUUCCUCUCCGAACUGCCCUCCAGAUCAUACAAGUCAAUAUGUUGCAGUCUCUUGGAGUGGAGUUUGCAGCGGUGGUUGGUCACUCAUCUGGCGAGAUCGCUUCCGCCUACGCGGCCGGAUGGCUCAUUUCUUGGGAGGAAGCAGAGGCGAUUUGCAGCGAGGCUCCCUACAAAGGGAGCGUCGUAGUCGCCGCCUCAAAUUCCCCAUCCAGUGUGACCUUCUCUGGAGACAGUGAAACGAUCACCGAGCUCGAGUGGCUUUUUGAGAGCCUUGAUCAAGCCCCGAAACGGUUGCGUGUUGACACGGCCUAUCACUCUCAUCACAUGGCUCCCUGUGUUGAGCCCUAUCUGCAGGCCAUGACAGCCUGUCAGACUGGUGUCCAUAAGGGCGUGCCAACAGCAAACUGGUACUCUAGCGUCCAUAACGGGCAGUUAAUGACAGAGCUCGACAACGAGUACUGGUGCAAGAAUAUGCUUCAGCCUGUCCGAUUCUCAGAGGCAUUGACGGCAGCUUUGGAAAGUGAACCCCAAUUUGACGCCUUCGUGGAAAUCGGACCGCAUCCCGCUCUCCGUGCCCCGUCCCUGCAGACCAUAUCAGACCUGAAGCCCGAAGAUGCUCAGAUGCCCUACAUCCCGGUAUCCCAGCGUGGACUUGGUGCUGUCGAAUCACUUUCUCUGGCCGUGGGCUUGUUCUGGGCGCAGCUAGGAGCUGCAUCAAUCAACAUCCCAUCCUUUGUGGAACUUUUUACACCAUGUCGACGGCCGAGGUAUCUCCCUUGGCUUCCGACGUACCCCUUUGACCACAGUCAAACUUUUUGGGCUGUGCCGCGUCUAUCAGAGGCCCGAAUCUCUCGUCGCCUUCCCAAGCACCCGCUUCUUGGUGCGGCCAGCCCAGAGACAGGCGAGGGAGAGUGGCGAUGGCGAAACUUCCUGCGGGUGGACGAGCUCCCCUGGUUGGAAAGUCACCAGGCAAAUUCGCAGAUCAUUCUACCAGCCACAGCGUACCUGGUCAUGGCUCUUGAGGCGGCCCAUCUCAUCGCAGACGGCCAGACGCUGCAAUUGGUGGAGAUCACUGACCUGGCUAUUGAUCGGGCGAUAUCUUUUCCCAGCGAAUCAGCCGGUAUUGAGACUAUGUUCAAUGCCUACCAAACUGAUGGCACUGAUGAAAGCAAUGCCAUCCUUUCCUUUGCUUGUCAGGCCAGUUUCAAUGGAACCUUGCGGCGCUGCGCCUCUGGCCACAUUCGGAUGACAUUUGGCGAACAGACUGCGUCGCUAUUACCGUGCAAGGGUCCCAUCACUCCUGGACUGCGGGCUGUGGAUUACAAUCAAUUAUAUAAACAGCUGGACAUGCUUGGCUUGGGCUACUCCGGUCCUUUCCGGGGACUCAGGGAGCUCCAGCGCCGCAAGAACAUAGCCUAUGGAAGUGUUUCUGCCCACGAUUCAGACAAUGACCCGUCUUUACUAGUCCACCCCGCGCUUCUUGAUGUUAGUCUACAGGCGUUAAUUGUGGCUAUCGGCUCCCCUGGCGACGGCCAGAUGUCCAGCCUUCAUCUUCCAACUCGGCUAGACCGCGUGAUGAUAAAUCCAGCCUUUUUACGGACCGGUGCCCUGCACGAUUCCAACGCGCACCUAACUGUCGAAGCCACAUUGACUGAAAUUGCAAAAACUGGAAUCACCGGUGAUAUCAAUCUUUUCGAUGGCAGAGGUCGGGGAUUUGUCCAGGUUGAGGGAAUGCAUGUCUCUCAACUCACACAGCUCACUGGUGACGACCGUCCGAUGUUUGUCAAGGAGGUUUGGGGCCCAUGGGCACCACAGUCUCCAUCAAGCAGUGUUUCGGGCUCUCCAUCUCGCCUCCUGACAGAUAAACUCGCGCUUCUCCACCUUCGGGAUACACAGAGCCUCCUGACUAGCAAUGACCGUGAACACUUAGACUGGCACAAGAGCCGGUACGUGGCGUGGAUGGAUCGAGUUCUGGCUACGGUUCGCCAGGGCAGUCAUCAACUUUACUCACCUGACUGUCUAGAGGGCGAGGUUGCCUCUCUCCUACCCCUGGCAGCCAAAGAGAUUCAUUCGGUCGAGUUUCGAACUCUGGCAACAACCGCUGAAAACCUCCUCGGGUGGCUACGAGGUGAGCGCUCCCUGGCGCAAGAGCUGGACCACGAGAACCUCCUGCCCCGUAUGCGUCAAGAGGCCCAUGACUGGCGCACAAUGACGCAGCGCUUGGCAUGUUUGGUGCAGCAACUGGCCUUCCGAUACCCGCGCAUGAAGGUCCUCGAAAUCGGGGGCGGAACACUCUCGAUAACACAGGCGGUGUUAGACCACCUGGGUCGAAACUAUCAUUCGUACACAUACACUGAUGUUUCAGAAAAUCUCUUCAACGAGGCCCGGGAAACUUUUGCCUCUCACGAUGAUCGUUUAGUCUACCGCCAGUUGGAUCUAGAGCAUGAUCCGAUUGAACAAGGAUUUUCUGAAUAUGAGUACGACCUCGUGGUUGCAGGCAACGUCCUGUGCGAACAUCGCUCACUGAAGCAAACCAUGGCAUAUGUGAGACGCUUGCUGAAGCCCGGUGGUAGGGUUGCCAUCAUGGAGACCACUGAUCCCGAGCAUAUUACCUCAUCGUUUGUCUUCGGCGGAUCAGACACAUGGUGGUUGGGCGAAACAGACGGUCGAUCCUGGGGACCCCACAUCUCGCGAGACGGCUGGAACCAGGUGCUGCAGGCUUCGGGCUUCGGCGCUUUCGAGGCAAUCUCCCCAACGGAAGAAGAGUCAAAGCUCCUUAGCUUUUCUGUCUUUACUUCACGGGCCAUCAACGACCGCGUCAAGAAGCUGAUUGAACCGCUCUCGGUCCCUGCCAAUGGACAGUUACCUAACCUCAUAUUGCUUGGAGGAGCGACGCCGGCUUCUACGAAGCUGCUGGCAGCAGUCCAAAAUCUCGUGGGUCCAUUUUUUAGUUACAUCACCGCCGCCAAAGGCCUGGAAGAGUACAUUGUUCAACCCGAUGUCUCACUGGCAGUAGUUCUGAAUGUAUCGGAUAUGGAUAGUCCCUGUUUAAAGGGCCUCACUGCAGAGCGCCUUCAUAGCUUGCAAAGCGUCAUUGGUGUCACGGGACGACUCUUGUGGGUGGCCACCGAGCAGGGAGAUGAGGACCCGUACCUGCGGAUGAGUAAGGGACUUCUGCGCUCGCUGGCUUUCGAGAAUCCACAUGCUGCAAUGCAGCACCUCACGAUCAGAGAUCAAGGGGAGGUGUCGCCAGAUCUCGUGGCGAACACACUCAUGCGGCUGGUUCACACUGAAGUGUCUGGUGAUUAUCGGCUGUCCAAUUGCAUGGAAAGCGCCGAAUGGGAAUUGUUGCUAGAGGACGGGACCCUGAAGGUUCCCCGCAUGCAGAGCAACACGGAUAUGAACCAGCGAUGGCUGGCGAGCCGUGGAGCUCCCAGGAACCAGUCUCUCAACCCUGCACAAGCCUGUGUGGAGCUUUGCAAGAGAGAGAAGAGGUUGGUCUUUUCUCCGUCUUUUGCAGAGAACCAGCCGGAUAUCAAAGGAGACGGCUUCUGCAAAGAGGUUGUUCAAAUUCGGGUACAAUAUGCCACGCUUUCCGCCGUUCGAAUCAACAAUGGUUUUCUUCAUCUAGUCCUCGGGACGAACGAGCGGACAGGUGCUCUGGUUGUGGCGCUGUCGGCCUCUCAUGCAUCUGUCGUUUCAGCCCCAGCCUCGUGGUGUUUCGAUAUCUCCAGUUGGCCAUCAGACAGAAAUGACGCUGUCUUAGACGAUGUAUGCAUGGCUCUCCUUUCCCAGCAUAUAAUCUCCCAUGCGCCCGCCGGUUCUACAAUUCUUCUUCACAAAGCCCCCGAUUCUCUACAAGAAGCUCUCACUGUGGUUGCCUCCGGAAGCAAUAUCCAGGUACGCUCCAUCACAACCGAUGGGGAAACCAGCAAAGAUUCGGUUAGCCUGGCUAUUCCAAUCCGGAGAUCGUCAUGCACGAUAUCCCGCCUCCUACCAACCAAUGCAUCAGUCUUUGCCACAUUCGAGCCUGAUGCGGACCAUUUUGUAUCCAAGAUCAAGUCUAUGUUUCCCCCGGGGCUGAUCUUUAUUGGUUUGAAUGACUUCUACGGUGAUCCAUUCCCUCCUCCCGGUGCCCAUCAUUCCGUGGCAGAGUCUCUCCUCAAAGCCUGUUUGUUUUCCCAAAAGCGCAGCUCUUUCCGCUCCAUGGUAGACGCAGUUUCUCCCCAGAAUGCCUUGAAGCUGUCUCCUGAUCAUCAGAGACUGAGGAUUGUCGACUGGUUCCAUUCGGGUUUAGUUGAGACCGAUCCUCUUCCGGCAAGCUCUCUCGUGAAAUUGAGCGCCAACAAGACCUACCUCCUUAUCGGGCUGACUGGCGACAUUGGUCAGUCGGUGUGUCAAUGGAUGAUUACUCGGGGAGCUCGCUCGGUGGUUCUCACAAGUCGAUCCCCUAAGGUCGAUCCAGCUUGGCUCGAAGAGAUGUCAGGGCUUGGUGCUGCUGUUGUUGUCAUGUCCAUGGACGUGGCGGACCGUACCUCGGUACUUCAAGUUCAUGAGCGCAUAAAAUCAGAGCUACCAUCUAUCGGAGGGAUCCUCAAUGGAGCAAUGGUCUUACGCGACGGCCCAUUCGCCGAGUCGUCGGCCGAGGACUUCCAUCAAGUUUUUGCUCCCAAAGUUGAAGGUAGUCUACUUCUGGAUGAGCUGUACCAAGACAGGCAGCUUGAUUUCUUCCUUCUAGUGGGCUCUCUUUCUGGUCCAGUGGGUAACUACCACCAGUCGACCUACGCUGCUGCCACAGAGUUCAUGGCCGGCCUCGUGCAUCAGCGACGCCAGCGCGGCCAGGUUGGGAGCAUCAUUCAUCCGGCCCAGAUUCGUGGCGUCGGCUACCUUGCCAACGUAGACCCGCAGCUGGGGGAGUUUCUCACAAACCGCAUGGGUCCUCUCAUUCUGUCCGAGCGUGAUCUCCUUGAGUUGGUCGCAGAGGGCAUUCUUGCCGGUCGGCCAGACUCGGGGCAGUCAGUGGAGAUCAUGGGCGGAUAUCAAAUGACGGAUCCAGCUCAGUUCCCUGAGGUUCUAUGGUACCGCAAUCCGAAGCAGUGGCCUUUCAUUGAGUAUUUCCAGCAGUCAGGGGCCGCGGAGUCAAACAGCAAGGACUUCCCCAUCAAGGCGCAACUACUUGUUGCUGAUAGUCUAACUGCGGCCACCGAGAUCAUUGCCCAAGUUUUCAGCGAGAAGUUGCGAAAGAAUAUGCGGCUACCGGAUGACACCGUGCUUCUUGGUACGACGUUGCUGAUGACGCUUGGGGUCGACUCGCUCGUGGCGGUGGAUCUGAGAAUCUGGUUCGUUAAAGAACUUGGCGUGGAUAUCCCGGUUCUACAGCUGCUUGGAGGCUCAUCUAUCGAUGAUCUGGCCUCCAGUGCGGCUGAGAAGCUGGAUCCUAGUAUGAUACCUUUGGUUGGAAGUUAG